AAAUUAUGAUGAUGGUGGUGGUAAUGAAGUGAUCGCGGAGCUGGGUUAGCUCGCUAGUUAGUUGUAGAGAGGUGGUGGAAAUCGUCGUGCCGGGGGGGGGGGACAAUCGUCUCCGUGGCGCACAGCAGCGCCGCGCGCGCGCACGUGUCGUGCUAACAGUUGUAACUCGACCCGCCCGAUCAAUACGGAUCUAUAGUUAGCAGAUAAAGUAAGUAUCCCUCGGUGUUGUGCAGGAGGCACGCACGCACGUGGGAACAAGCGGUGGAGACGUGUGUGUGUGGGGGGGAGGAAGAGUCGUGGAGGGGAGCGGCCAAAACAAUGUGACAAUUUCUUUACUCGGGGAUUGUUUUCAUCCAAUUGAGGGUCGAUAGUUUUGGAUAUUGAGAUCGUGGAGUGGGCCCUUGUAUGCGACUUUCACGGUGUGCGCGUCGCCGCUGCUGCUGCUGUUGCUGUUGGCACGCUAAGGUUUGAACUUCCGACAAGAGAGUGGUGAAUUUGUUAUAUUUUUGUUAUUUUAUUUAAGAAGUUAAGGAAUCGGUGUAUAUAUCAAUUUUGUGUGUGUGUGUUAGCCGUCAGCUUGUGGACGUAGUCGUUGGCUUUAGCGGGCGUGCACGCGAGGGAGAUGAACCCUCAGUGAAGUGUGCGAUGAUGAGACGCGAAGUCAACGCUGCACUCUGUGCACACCCACGAGAUUCUCACCGGCGCGGAGAAAUGAGACGUUCGGGGGCAGCCGAGUGCCAUGGAAGAUCACGCGUCGCAGGCCAGCUCCGCCGGGAAGAAGCGGAGUGACGUCGACACAGCCUCGCCGCCGCCGCCACCCCGAGACGAUGACUCUCCGGCGAGCGCCGAGCUGCUGAGAGAUUCGUGGUCUCCGGCCGUGGCCGGCGUCCCGGGCCCUGGGCCCUCCCUCGCCGUCCCCUCCCCGGCCUGGCCUCCCUCCGCUUCCUCUCCCACCGCGGCCGCCUCCUCCUCAUCCUCCGCCGCCGUUGUCCCGCCGCGUCCGGCUUCCGCCGCCUCCUCUGCCAAAGAUAUUUGCUGCAACCAAUGCGCGUCGCCGCUCGAGAGUUUACAGACUUACAUGGAGCACCGCUGCGCCACCGCCGCGGAGGGCGCGGCGCCGGCGCCGCCGCCGCACGCCACUGCCGCCGCCAUCAUCGCCGCCGCCCGCCGCCGCCGGUGAAGUCGCCGACGUGGAGAGCAUCCCGGGCGAGAUCGUGUACCGGGCCGACGGCUCCGCUUACAUCGUCAAGAGCGCCGAGAGCUUGUCCGCGUUCGCCGACGAUGGGCACGGCGGCGGCGGCGGCCGUAGCCCCACGCUGGCGCACGCUUUGUCCUUCGGCGUCAAACCCGGGGCGAUCAGCACCUUCCACAUCCAGGCGUUCCCCAACUCCUCGCUCGCGGCCGCCGCCGGAGCCGCGCUACGAAGCUUUCGGGUCUUCGACGUCCGGGGCGAAGGGGGCGGUUGCGGCGGCGGCGCGGCGGCGCCGGACGGCGUGAAGAGCGAGGACGAGAGCCCGGAGGGGCCCGCGGACGACGGGCGUCCGGACGACGGCGACGACGGCGAGGCCGGCGGGGCCGGCGACGGCGACGGCGCGCUGUUCGGGGGCAGGAAGCCCAUCCUGAUGUGCUUCCUGUGCAAGCUGUCGUUCGGCUGCGCCCGCACGUUCGCGGCGCACGCCACGCGCGACCACCGCCUCUCGCUGCUCGCCGAGGAGCGGAGGCUGCUGGGACGGAGCGGCGCCUCCGCCAUCGUGCAGGGCGUGGGCCGCGACCGCAGGGAGCCGCUCGUCAGCUUCCUGGAGCCGAGCGGCGCGCCCGGCGCCCGGCGGCAAGGGCGCCGGCGGCAGCGGCUCGCGAGCGCGGACGCCUCCGUGAAACCAAAUUUUUACGGCGUUUUUAGCGGCAUUAGAGUAGAUGGCGGCGCCGAGGCGCUGCGGGCCGGGCCAAAGAUUAAGGGGCUGCAGUCGACUGCUUCUCCCGUGAACGCUUGGGGUCAGAGCGCCCCGUUGAACCUUGGGGGUUUGCCCAGUGCUUUGCUGAAAUCCCCAAAUACCUCAACGUACCCCGGCCGGACCAGCGCCGGCGCGGGGCAGCUUGCCAAAUGCAGCGGCGACGUCCUGGACGUCCACGGCGUGCGAAUCAAGUCCGAGCCCGCGGACUUGGAGGACGAGAGGUCCGACGACGAACUCUAUACCAAUGAAUUUGACGACGACGACGAUGCGGAGAUGAUGACGAUGGCGACGGCGGCGGCGGCGGAGAUGGAGGAGGAGAUGGAGGUGGGCGGAUUCGGAGGCUCUCAGGUCGGUGUUGGCGACGGCGCUUGCAGAAGAAACGAACUCUCCAGUCUUACAAACCAAAGCAUUUCUCAGCUUUCCUUUCUGCCUCAUUUGCUCAACCCCUCCCCAACGGAGGCACCCUGCAGCUCCUUCCAAACGCUGCCCGACGGCGACGCGGCCCUCGGCGCCAGGGACCCGGCGCCGGCGUUCGCGGCGACCGUCGAAUCGGCCGCCGCCGAAACGGCGCGGCCGUCGGACGCCGACGCGGGCGACGCCAAGCGCGACCUCGCGCUGCCGAGGCUCUCGCUAGGACAGCAGCAGCAGCAGCAUCCGAACGCCGGCGGAGCGUCGGCCAGGGACGGCCGCGGCGGCGGCACGCCGGCGAGCGAGGGCGGCUCGCCGCGGCGCGAGGUGGCGGUGAGCCCGUCGGCGCUGUCGUUCGGCGGCCACGUCAUGCUGCUGCAGUCGCGCAACUCCUGCAAGACGCUCAAGUGCCCCAAGUGCAACUGGCACUACAAGUACCAGCAGACGCUGGACGCCCACAUGAAGGAGAAGCACCCCGAGUCGGGCAGCGCCUGCGACUUCUGCACGUCGGGGCAGCAGCACCCGCGGCUGGCGCGCGGCGAGAGCUACACGUGCGGCUACAAGCCCUUCCGCUGCGACGUCUGCAACUACUCCACCACCACCAAGGGCAACCUGAGCAUCCACAUGCAGUCCGACAAGCACCUCAACAACGUGCAGUGCCUGCAGAACGGGGGCGGCGGGGGCGGCGGCGGCGGAGGCGGGGCGGGCGCCAUCGCGGACGCCGUCGCCGCGUACGGGCAGCACCACCUCCCCGCGAGCCUGGGCGGCGUGAGCGGCGUCGCGGCGGCCGCGGCGGCCGCGAAAGCACGGCCCCAGCACCUGCAGCAGCAGCAGCAGCAGCAGCAGCAGCAGCAGAGUCAACAGAGUCAACAGCAGAACCAGCAGCAGAAAAAGCCGAUGUGGCGCUGCGACGUAUGCGACUACGAGACGAACGUGGCGCGCAACCUGCGCAUCCACAUGACGAGCGAGAAGCACGCACACAACAUGCUGCUCCUGCAGCAGCAGCAGCAGGGCGGCGCCAAGCAGCGGGUGGGGCCGCACCACCAUCACCACCACCAUCACCACCACCAGCAGCAGCACCACCACCUGCAGCAGCAGCAGCAGCUGCAGCAGCAGCAACAGCAACAGCAGCACCUGCACCACCUGGAGAUGCCCGGCGUGAUUUCCGGCGUCGUGCCGGGAGAGGCGGAGAUCUACCAGUACUACCUGGCGGCCGCGAUGCAGGCGGCCGCGGCGGCGGCCGCGGGGAUGAAGCUGGAGGGGUUGGCCGGGGCCCACCAGCACCACCUGCAGCUCGAGCAGCAGCCGCCGGCGCUCGCGCCGCCCGGUGCCCUCGACGCGGAGAGGCAGCGCGCCGCCGCCCAGCCACCCCUCGACGGCGCCGCCACCGGCCCGGCGCCGUCCGUGCCAAAACACAACCCGACGUCGUCGUCGGCGAUGGCGAGCCACGGCGACCGAGAUCGACCGGGCCGCGGCGAGCGUGCGCCGUCGCCCAAGCUGUUCCUGUGCCGCGUGUGCGACGCCUUCUCCACGGACGACCCGGACGAGCUGGCGGCGCACGCCGGCUCGGAGCGCCGGCUGCCGGACGGCGAGUGGCGCGCGGUGACGGGCGAGGGCGCCCACGCGUGCCGCCUCUGCGGCUACGUCACGCCGCUGCGCGCCAACUUCCAGCUGCACUGCAAGACGGACAAGCACGCCGCGCGGCACCAGCUCGCGGCCCACCUGCGCGAGGGCGGGCGGGCCGACGCCGUGGCCGCGGCGGCCGCGGCGGCGGCGGCCGCGGCGGCGUCGGCGUCGUCCGGAUCGGGGGCGGCCGGCGUCGCGCCGGCGCUGGUGCAGCUGCGGUGCUGCGCCUGCGACUUCGUGGCGAGCGGCCUGGACAGGAUGGGGCUGCACGUGGCGGGCCGGGAGCACCAGGCCAGCGUGCUCAUCUACAAGCCGCCGCCGCCAGAAAUAGCGCCGGCGUCCUUCACGUCGAGCGAACCCGCGGUUCUGCCCGGGCAGCGGCGAGCGAUUUCGGCAACGGACGAUCGGAUCCGCGACACCGUCCGCGGGAUCCCAGCAACAACGCGCAAGAGAGUGGUGACUCCUGGCGACUGGCUGCGGGAGCUGGUGGCGGGGAUCCUGUUGGACACCGGGGGCGGUGGCCUCGCUCGUACCGACCUCCUGGAAAAGUUGGGGCUCAAUGUGCAGCCCCGCCAGCGAUGCGCCACCAUGGAGGGCAGCGGGGAGCGGAUUCCAUUCCUGGGACGAGAGCCGAUUCGCCCCCUCUUCACACUCGUGGCCGCCACCCUGGUGACGGCCGUCACAAUCGGGCCACUCGCCGAGAUGCUGGUGCCAGUGGCAACACCCUCCACCGACCCCGCGCACCGGCCGUCGGGCGAGGUGCAGGACGGGACGGAACGGGUCAUCGCGUACGCCAGCUGGACCCUGAGCGGGUCCGAACUGAACUAUUGCGUGACCCGUCAGGACCUGUACGCCGUGAUUUUCGCGUGUAAGCAGUUCCGGCCGCAUUUGUACGGCAGGAAGUGUCGCGUGGGGACUGACCAUUAUGCCCUGCAGUUUCUCCUCACAUUCAAGGAACCGCGGGGGCAGAUGGCCCGGGCGUCCCCGUGGUCCACGUUGCCCACGCACGUGAGCCCCGAGCCAAAUGUCCGGGGCGAAAACGGAAAGUUCGCGCAGCAACGUCCUUGGCGGUGGGCGGCUGCCGAGGGAGCCCGCGUCGUGCUCGGACCGCGCCGGCGGGCCGCGUGCGCCGUGGGGGUUCGGGGUGGCGGCACGGGGACCAUCGCCCCACACGUACACUGA
Messenger RNA from Lethenteron reissneri (Far Eastern brook lamprey), 5168 nucleotides. RefSeq names its product zinc finger homeobox protein 3-like. The record is from RefSeq and is a predicted model, not a curated record. NCBI's taxonomy places the organism in Eukaryota, Metazoa, Chordata, Hyperoartia, Petromyzontiformes, Petromyzontidae. Gene Ontology annotation, biological process: regulation of transcription by RNA polymerase II; regulation of neuron differentiation. Gene Ontology annotation, molecular function: DNA-binding transcription factor activity, RNA polymerase II-specific; RNA polymerase II cis-regulatory region sequence-specific DNA binding. Gene Ontology annotation, cellular component: nucleus.